CAGCCGAGAGACUCCGGAACACGUAUCUCAACCCAGCAACACGCACGUCAAACACCAACAACGUUCAUCACCUUCGAGAUACUGCCCGCAAGCACCCCGUCUUUCCAGCAUGACGAUAUACUACUCGCUCACCUUCAUACUGCUCGCAGCAGAAAUGGUCACGUUCUGCGUCUUCGUUGCGCCUCUCCCCUACCAGAUCCGCAGACGGCUCUUCCGCUUUCUUUCAGAGAGCCCCAUCGUCGCCAAAAUUGCAUACGCGCUCAAGAUAUCUUUCAUAUUUAUCACCAUAUUGUUUGUAGAUGCGGUCCAACGCAUGUUCAGGGUGACGGCCGAAGUCGAGCUUGCGAAAGCAGGAGGCCAGGGCGCGCAAGAUGUUCGCACCGAGACUAACUUCGCUGCGAGGAAAUUCUACGCGCAGCGCAAUACCUAUCUCACCGGAUUUUGUCUUUUCCUCUCCCUUGUCCUCACCCGCACGUUCUACAUUCUUCAAGAACUCAUCCACUCACAAGAGGAGUAUGCCAAGCUGAAGAAGGCUGUGCGUCUUUACAUCAGUUUACCUCGAACAACGUUGAAGAAGCAGGCUUCGCAGCAGGCGGCCGAGUACGAUCGCUUGGCGGAGCAGUACAACAAAGAGACCGGGAAGGUAUCGAACAAGCGUGUCGAUUGA
Heterobasidion irregulare TC 32-1 is the source of this 667-nucleotide messenger RNA. RefSeq lists its product as uncharacterized. NCBI's taxonomy places the organism in Eukaryota, Fungi, Basidiomycota, Agaricomycetes, Russulales, Bondarzewiaceae. Gene Ontology annotation, biological process: intracellular protein transport; endoplasmic reticulum to Golgi vesicle-mediated transport. Gene Ontology annotation, cellular component: endoplasmic reticulum; endoplasmic reticulum membrane. The coding region runs from base 110 to 667 and encodes 185 amino acids. The transcript is spliced from 5 exons. The record is from RefSeq and is a predicted model, not a curated record.